CCCCUUCUCUCUCUGCACCUCAAAACACUGCAGUACUUUCCCUAUCAACACUCCCCUGUCCUUUCUCUGUCCCUCUCACCUUCCAAAACCCAACACCACCUUCCAUUUCUCUCUUCCUUCCUUCUUCCUCUUCCUCUUCUUCUUCUAUGUAACCUUGACUCACUUUCAACUCCAGCACCACUGAAAAAUGGGUUGCUUACAGUCCAAAACCGCCCACCUCCACUCCCCCGACGACCCCUCUCCUCUUCCCGAGCCUCUCAAACCCGACCCGGCUGAUGGGGAUCAAGCUGAAGUUGGGGACCAAGUCCCGGCGUUUAAGGAGUACAGUUUAAACGAGCUGAGGAAGGCCACGAAUGGGUUCAUCUCAGAGUUCAUAGUUUCCGAGAGUGGCGAGAAAGCCCCAAAUGUAGUUUACAAAGGGAAGCUUGAAAACAAUCGCCUUGUUGCUGUUAAACGCUUCUCCAAGCAGUCUUGGCCUGACGCUCAGCAGUUUGUGGCUGAGGCUGCGGGAGUUGGGAAGUUGAGGCAUAAGAGAUUAGUGAAUCUGAUUGGUUGCUGUGCUGAAGGAGAAGAACGCCUCUUGGUGGCUCAGUACAUGCCCAAUGAUACUCUUUCCAAGCAUCUCUUUCAUUGGGAUAAGCAGCCAUUGCCAUGGGAAAUGCGUGUCAGAGUUGCGCAUUAUAUUGUCCAGGCACUUGAUCAUUGUAACACAGAAAAUCGGAAGAUCUAUCAUGAUUUGAAUGCAUAUAGAGUUCUAUUUGACGAGGAUGGUGACCCUCGCUUGUCUAGUUUUGGCCUCAUGAAAAACAGCCGCGAUGGAAAAAGCUACAGUACUAAUUUAGCUUACACUCCGCCUGAGUUUUUACGGACAGGCAGGGUCAUCCCAGAGAGUGUUAUCUACAGUUAUGGAACUGUCCUAUUGGACCUUUUGAGUGGAAAACAUAUUCCUCCGCUCCAUGCACUAGAUCUCAUAAGGGGACAGAAUGUAUUGUUGUUGAUGGAUUCAUCGUUGGAAGGAAAGUAUGAGAAUGAUGAUGCUACCAAAUUGGUUGAACUUGCUUCCAAAUGUCUUCAGUCUGAGGCUAGGGAUAGGGGAGAUAUUAAGUGUCUUCUCACAGCUGUAGCACCUCUCCAAAAGAAAGAGGUGGCAUCUCAUGUUUUAAUGGGCCUCCCAAAUAACAAAAAUACAGUUGUGGUGCCAACCAUGCUUUCUCCUCUGGGCAAGGCUUGUGCAAGGAUGGAUUUUAGUGAUGUCCAUGAUAUUCUGCUAAAAACAGGUUAUAGAGAUGAAGAAGGUGCAGAAAAUGAGCUUUCAUUUCAAGAAUGGACACAGCAGGUCCAAGACAUGUUGAACACAAAAAAAUUUGGAGAUAUUGCAUUUAGAGACAAGGAUUUCAAGAAUGCAAUAGAGUAUUAUUCCAAGUUGAUUGGUAUGAUGUCUGUUCCUUCUGCAACUGUGUUUGCAAGAAGAGCCUUCUCCUACUUAAUGAAUGGCCAAGCAGAACUCGCUUUGAGAGAUGCCAUGCAGGCCCAGGUUUGCAUACCAGAGUGGCCAACUGCAUUCUACUUGCAGGCCCUGGCGCUCUCAAAGCUUGGAAUGGAGACUGAUGCUCAGGACAUGCUUAAUGAUGGAGCAGCCUUUGAAGCAAAGAGACACAGCAUCUGGCGGGGCUGAAAUUAUAAGGUGUAUUGUUAUAUACUCAAAAAUCAAUUGGCCCCCUUCAUCAUAGCUACUGCUGGAAAAAAAUGACUAGACUAGAAGGUACUAGGCAAAUGUGUAAUGUGGUUGAUAGAAUUCUACAUUCUGAUUGUAUCCAUAAGCUUUCUUCUUUAUACUGCAGUUCCAUAAGAAAUAAGGGUGCCAGAUAUUUAGCUGUUAUAUUUCAACAUUUUAUUUAGUUGAUCAUCUGGUAAUGGGACACAUUGACAGUAACCACUUCCAGUGAGAACUCACAGA
This is a messenger RNA of Argentina anserina (silverweed cinquefoil), 1957 nucleotides long. RefSeq names its product serine/threonine-protein kinase BSK2. Gene Ontology annotation, molecular function: ATP binding; protein binding; protein kinase activity. The record is from RefSeq and is a predicted model, not a curated record. The transcript has 10 exons. The coding region runs from base 188 to 1675 and encodes 495 amino acids. Gene Ontology annotation, biological process: brassinosteroid mediated signaling pathway; protein phosphorylation. Lineage: Eukaryota; Viridiplantae; Streptophyta; Magnoliopsida; Rosales; Rosaceae.